UUUAAACAGAAAUUGGAUCGCACAGAACAGCUCAUAUUCCAACCAAUCAGAAAGCUUUCCAGUAAUUCCUCAGAUCCUUAUAAUCAUUUUUUUAUUUCCCCCAAGAUUAUAUAUGGUUCCCCAUAACUUGACACUGAUCAAUGACAUGCUGCCGUUGGUCGCCACCAAAUUAUUCUCCUCCGCCGCCCCUCAAUCCAUCUCAAUUCAGAAACCAAGAUUUUCACUUCUAUUUUCUUGAAUGUGCUGAUUCUUUCUUGGAUAGAGAAAAUAGUUAUUUUAUUGAAUUACAUCACAAUGAUAUGCCGGAGAAGUUCGGCUAAAAGAGGCGGCCGCGGUGGUGGAUCAGUUCCGGUGUACCUUAAUGUAUACGAUCUUACCUCCAUUAAUGGAUACGCUUAUUGGCUUGGACUUGGGGUUUACCAUUCUGGGAUUCAAGUUCAUGCAGUAGAAUAUGCAUUUGGAGCACAUGAAAACUCAACAACUGGGAUUUUUGAAGGAGAGCCAAAACACUGUGAAGGAUUUACAUUCAGAAAGUCGAUUUUGAUGGGAUGGACAGAUAUGACACCAGGAGAAGUGAGGGGAGUAAUGGAAGAAUUUGCGCAAAAAUACAAGGGAAAUGCUUAUAAUUUGAUUACUAAAAAUUGCAAUCAUUUUUGCAAUGAUGCUUGCAUUAAACUUACUGGGAAUUCAAUCCCACGUUGGGUUAAUCGACUUGCUAGAAUUGGUUGGUUCUGCAAUUGCAUCAUUCCAGUGAACUUAAAGUCGAUGAAAGUUGGGCACCUUAAAAUUGAAGAUAAGUUCUGCGAAGGGGAGGAGAAGAAACUGAGAAGCAGUUCGUCUCAAUCACAUUCUUCACCUCUCCCGACAACCACAGCCAGUCGAAGCACAAUUUGUUUGCAGGGAAGCUCCACCCCUUGAUUAUUGGUUCUACUCCACCAUGUUCGGUAACACAAGAAGCGAAAAUUUUGCCUAU
Molecule: messenger RNA, 973 nt
Organism: Olea europaea var. sylvestris
Lineage: Eukaryota; Viridiplantae; Streptophyta; Magnoliopsida; Lamiales; Oleaceae
Product: deSI-like protein At4g17486
Exons: 3
Coding region: 295-918 (207 amino acids)
Biological process (GO): protein deubiquitination
Molecular function (GO): deubiquitinase activity
Source: RefSeq, a predicted model, not a curated record